AUGGCCGCCGCUCGAGGAGGGAUCAAGUCGCACGCCGACUUGCUCUCGGUCAACUUCAACCAGGACAGCACGUGCGUAGCAGUCCACUAGCCGUAUCCGAUCAAGCCUGACCAUCUAUCUACGCUGCCCCUGUCUGUCCCCCCCCAUCCGAUCUGAUCCCCAUCCAGCUGCAUCUCGACCGGCACCCGACGGGGCUACACCAUCACCAACUGCGACCCCUUUGGCAGGGUGUACGGCAAGAGUGAGUCGUCCAUGCCCGGCACGCGCGACUAGAGAGGCCUUGCGUCAGUUCUGGAACGCAAUCUCGUCAAUACCAUGCAGAUGAAGGUGCGACAUCGAUCGUCGAGAUGCUCUUCUGCACCUCGCUCGUCGCCUUGGUCGGAGCAGGCGACCGGCCCAGCUCGAGCACGCGCAGGCUCCAGAUCGUAAACACAAAGGUGCGCAUCCGGUCCGACCGAGCAAUCUUUCUCCGUUCGACUCAUUCUUCUCCACGCCGUCCCACAGCGACAAUCGACCAUCUGCGAGUUGACGUUCCCGACCGCCAUCUUGGCCGUCAAGAUGAACCGGCGCAGGCUCGUCGUCGUGCUCGAGGAGAGGAUCUACAUCUACGACAUCUCCAACAUGAAGCUCCUGCACGAGAUAGAGACCAGUCCCAACCCACAAGGUGAGGCACACGUCAACGCGCCAGCAGUACACGCCUAGUCCUGACCCAGACCCCGACCCCACCCCACCCCUCAGCCAUCUGCGCCCUCUCACCUUCUUCAGAAAACAGUUUCCUCGUCUACCCUUCUCCCCUCCCCUCCCCAACAACCCCCUUCUCCGCGACUCCUCCCGCCGCUCCUCCCUCGUCCUCCUCCGCCUCCAACAACGGCGACGUGCUCCUCUUUGACGCCGUCUCCCUCUCCGUGACCAACAUCAUCCAAGCCCACAAAGCGCCCAUAUCGUGCGUAGCCCUCAACCCCUUCGGAACCCUCGUCGCCACCUCCAGCGACAAAGGUACCGUCAUCCGCGUCUUCUCCCUCCCCAACGGCGACCGCGUCCACGAGUUCCGAAGGGGCAGCUACCCCGCCAAGAUCUACUCGAUCACUUUCAACGCCGUUUCGACCCUCUUGGGCGUUUCCUCCGAUACGGAAACGGUGCACAUCUUCAAAUUGACGAACGCAGGAAAGAAUGGAGGAGUGGGGGUUAAAGGCGGUAGGCUCGCGAGUGGGAGUAGUGGGAGGAGUAUGAACUCCGAUCUCGGAUCGUUCGAUGAGAAUGGCGAUGGUCCGAUCGGAGGUUACGAAGCCUUCAUCGACGCCAAGAAGAACGAAUCGAGCGUCGGCGGAUCACUGCGUCGUCGUUCCUUCCACCUAGGUCGGAAUCUCGCCGGUUCGGUGGGAGGUCUUCUCCCCAGCACCGUCACCGGGCUCUGGGACCCUCAACGCGAUUUCGCCUUCCUCAAACUCCCCACCGCGGGCGUACGCUCCGUCGUCGCUCUAAGCUCGACGACACCUCAGGUGAUGGUCGUGACGAGUGAAGGCGUGUUUUAUAGCUAUGCGAUCGAUUUGGAGCAUGGCGGGGAGUGCGUCUUGCAGAAGAGUUAUUCGUUGUUGGAAGGCGUUGCGGCGGGCGACGAUGCAUGA
Messenger RNA from Microbotryum saponariae, 1625 nucleotides. The record is from the annotation of a GenBank genome assembly. NCBI's taxonomy places the organism in Eukaryota, Fungi, Basidiomycota, Microbotryomycetes, Microbotryales, Microbotryaceae.